Molecule: messenger RNA, 549 nt
Organism: Theobroma cacao (cacao)
Lineage: Eukaryota; Viridiplantae; Streptophyta; Magnoliopsida; Malvales; Malvaceae
Product: dirigent protein 5-like
Source: RefSeq, a predicted model, not a curated record
AUGAGAUCUCCUGUAGAGAAAUCAUGUUGCCUUGUCUUCUUAUUCCUGCUUGUAUCUCAACACUCUGUUUGGGCUACCAAAACAUUGAACCCACAAAAACCAUGCAAACGAUUCAUGCUCUACUACCAUGACUUCCUCUUCGGUGGCGAUGACAUGGCUAACGCCACAUCUGCCGCAGCUACCAAUAUGACUAAGCUAGGGAACUUCAACUUUGGGAUGCUUGUGGUAUUCGAUGAUCCCAUGACAAAAGACCAGCGCCUCCUUUCCCAUCCUGUUGCAAGAGCACAGGGUUUCUAUUUCUACGACAUGAAAACCGACUACAAUGCUUGGUUUGCUUACACUUUGAUCUUCAACUCAAGUCAUCACAAGGGAACUCUAAACAUUAUGGGUGCGGAUAUGAUGAUGGAGAAGACUAGAGAUCUGUCAGUUGUUGGGGGAAGAGGAGAUUUCUUCAUGGCUAGAGGCAUUGCUACCUUUAAGACUGACACUAUGCAGGGUGACAAAUACUUUCGCCUUAAGAAGGAUAUUAAGUUGUAUGAAUGCCAUUAA